AUGAAGAGUUGUCGCGUGGCUCACAAUUCUGGUUUCGCCCUGCAGAUUGUUUCUGCUUCUGUGGGUGUUGUGUCGGAAGAUUAUCUAAAGAGACUUAUGUAUCCGCUCGUCGUGCCCAUCGAUAUGCCUCAUCCGGUGAGCCAGGGUCCGCUGGCGCUGCCGCCACCGACGUCCGCGCCCGCUCCGAAUUCCGCGCCGUGCGCCGCGCCGCGCACCAUCGUCAUCCAGCGCCCCGACGCGCGCCACGGAUUCGGAUUCACUUUGCGCCACCUUGUCGUCUAUCCCCCGGAGUCACUGCAGGAGCUGUACGAGGAUGCGCGGCACCUGGCCGUGGGCGCGGUGGGCGCGCCAAUGGACACGAUCUUCGUGAGGUCCGUGCGGCCGGGCGGGCCGGCGGCGGCAGCCGGGUUGCGGGCCGGCGACCGCGUGCUGGCCGUCAACGGCGAGCCAGUGGCGUGCGGCCGCUCGCGCGCGCCCUACGCUCGCGUCGUGCAGCUGGCGCAGCGCGAGCCGCGCACCUUGCGACUCACUGUCGUGCCGCGCGACCACGACCUGUUGCAGAGGUACUUCAGCGAAGCCGCGUACAACCCAGAAACGAACCAGCGUCCGGACAUGCCGGCGCCGGCGAGCGAGGCGGAGCCGCAGCGGCGGCCGCGCGCGUCGUUGCCCGCGCCCGCGCUCGCGCGCCGCGACGACCCGGAGUACGCGAGCGUCGCUUCACUGGCGCCCUCGCGGUACCUGGCCAACGCGCCACACUUCAUGCUGCACGAUGGCAGGAGGGAAUCCGACACCUCACUGCCGUCGUCCGCGGCCGAGAGCAAAGACAGCCUCGGUUCCUUCGACUCUAAUUCGACCCUAACCGGCCGCGAGAUUGACGACUCGAUUAUCCUGUCCCGAAUACGAAAGAGUCUCGAGCAGAAGGAGGCAUUCUUAAGACGUCCCAGCCAACCCACCGGUUGGGUCACGCCGGACACCCCGCAACCGAUCAAGCAAAAGGAAUUCUAUGCGCGACCGCAAAAGUUACAGAAGCCAGCAUGGCCCCCACCGCCUUCGUCACCGCCGCUUGCCGCCUCUCCACCCCCGUCACUUAUCACACAAACGCAGAGUCAAGAACAGACCUCAAAAAAGGAAGAAUGUUCCGCGAGCGUGGAUAGCGGAACGUAUAGUGGCUACGGCGAAGUAAACGGAACAACUGACAAAACUAAACCGAAACAGGAUAAGAGUCAGUUUGUAACGACCUUGUCGAAAAUACAAGAAACGGCACCGAGUAUUCAGAGCACCCAUGUCGGAACAGUACUUAAUGGUGCUGCUUCUGAGACCACGAGCGAAAAUAAAGAAGAGAGCGCGACAUCAAAUAACCAGGAGAGCAGCAGGUACCGCGGCGCGGAGCUACAGCUGGUGACGGCGCGCACGCGGCAGCUGGAGGAGGCGCGCGGCGGCGAACGCCGCACAGAGGUGGCGCGCAGCGAGCUGGCGCGCCUUUCCAGCGCGCGCCUCGAGCCCAGCGUGGCGCUGCGCCGACGCGACUUUGAGAGCCGCGCCGCGCGCCGCACCGCGCGCUCGCUCGAUGUCCACCCGCACACAGAAUUAGAACAUGAAACUAUAACCCUCGGUAGCAGUCUGUCAGGAAACCAGUUGAUGAUCACAGGAAGCAAACACCUGCAUUGCCCUCCUCCAGAAGAAUAUGUGCCCGAAACAGAAAAAGUUCAGAUGCGAACUAGGUCAAAUAGCACCGGAAGCGAAGGAUUACCCAUUAGAAGACAUCAUGCCACAGAUGGCAGUCACGCGAAGCGACGUAUGGGGCUGAACAGGGAGCAAAUGGAAGAGAUGAACCGCGUGUCGCUGGGCGGCGCGGGGGCGGGCGGGGCGGCGCGCCCCACGCACUUGAGCCUGGCGCCGCGCUCCGACUCCACGUCGGCUGCCACCUCGCCCUCGCCGACGCCCAGCACGCCCCACGACUCAGGUUUUGCUGACGAUCUGGUAACAAGAAGACAGAAGAAGGAUGCUCAACUGGGCGAAGAAGAACGUGCCAUGCGAAGGGUGUCGUACCUGAAAGCUACAUGGGGAGACAGGCUGCACUUAGACAGCGAUGUGGAACAAGACUCUGAACAUCUCUCUCAAAGAAGUGCAUAUCGCAAGUGGCGCCCUCCUCGUUUCACGGACGACAUAACGCCGCUGCUGCGAAUAUUCGACCCCAAUGCAACACUCCCCGCCCGUGCGGAGAAGCAGGGAGAGGACGGUGCGGAGGAGGGCGCGAGCGAAGCCGAGCCCGAUGUGCAGGGACACGUGCAGGUCAAGAUGGUGGUCAGCAACGGAAAGCGCGCCAGCGACAGAUCGUGGAAACAAGUGUGGGCGGUUCUGCACGGGACCAAGCUAUACCUAUAUAGGCACCAUCCUAGUCAGAUACCCAAAAAUUCCUUAAAGCCCUCUUAUGCUAAUUUAUCAGAGUUCCAUUACAUUCGAAGGAAGCGUUAA
Messenger RNA from Parnassius apollo (apollo), 2475 nucleotides. The record is from the annotation of a GenBank genome assembly. NCBI's taxonomy places the organism in Eukaryota, Metazoa, Arthropoda, Insecta, Lepidoptera, Papilionidae.